UUGAGAUCCUCUUAUACCCUUCUAUUUCAGAGGAAGUGUAUUGAGUUCGCACUGAAAGCCAAACCACAUCGUCGUUACAUCCCAAGAAAUCGCUUCCAAUAUCGCGUCUGGUGGUUUGUGACAUCCCGUGCUUUCGAGUACGUGAUUUUUCUGAUCAUCGUCCUCAAUACGGUCUCGUUAGCAUGUAAGCAUUAUCCAUCUGGACACCGAUUUGAAUACGUCCUCGACGUGCUGAACCUCGUGUUUACUGGAGUAUUCGCAUUCGAGGCUUUCUUCAAGAUCAUAGCAUUAAAUCCGAAAAACUACUUCGGUGACCGAUGGAAUGCGUUCGACUUCAUCAUCGUGCUUGGCUCAUUCAUUGACAUCAUUUACGGCAAACUUAGUCCGGGAGCAACCGGUGAAGCGUGGCAAGAAGUAAUGCUGUCCUGUUCGGAUCGUGAAGAAGUGCGUUGCGAUCCGCUUUCCGAUGACUAUAAACGAGAUCGAGAAGCACGUUGUGGAGUGAAUUUCGCCUAUCCUUACUUCAUCUCCUUCUUCAUGCUUUGCUCAUUUUUGGUCAUCAAUCUGUUCGUGGCUGUCAUCAUGGACAACUUUGACUAUCUGACUCGUGAUUGGUCAAUUCUUGGCCCACAUCAUCUCGAGGAGUUUGUCCGAUUAUGGUCCGAAUACGAUCCCGAUGCUAAAGGCCGUAUUAAACAUCUUGAUGUGGUGACGUUGCUUCGAAAAAUCUCUCCACCACUUGGUUUCGGAAAACUUUGCCCACAUCGACUUGCCUGCAAGCGUCUCGUAUCGAUGAAUAUGCCGCUAAACUCGGACGGUACCGUAUGCUUCAACGCCACCUUAUUCGCUCUUGUUCGGACCAACCUCAAGAUCUAUACUGAGGGUAACAUCGACGAAGCGAAUGAACAGCUACGAUCGGCAAUCAAACGGAUAUGGAAGCGUACACCAGUGAAAAUGCUUGAUGAAGUGGUCCCACCUGCAGGAAAAGAGGAUGAUGUGACCGUGGGCAAGUUCUAUGCGACGUUCCUUAUUCAGGACUACUUUCGUCGCUUUAAAAAGCGUAAAGAACUUGAGGCAAAAGGCAUCAUGCCUACCCACACACCUCAAGCUAUGGCUCUCCAG
Molecule: messenger RNA, 1122 nt
Organism: Haemonchus placei
Lineage: Eukaryota; Metazoa; Nematoda; Chromadorea; Rhabditida; Trichostrongylidae
Source: the annotation of a GenBank genome assembly